CCGGUUUCCGCGUAAUAUAAAACAACCCUUUACUUCGCCCCCAGGCUCCGCGAUUCCCAUCGGCCGCUAGGGUUCUCGGAAGACAUCCAGGUGACGCCACGAGAGCUCAAGGCCGGUCUCAAACCAGAAAACAGGCUGGCCUGAAAAUAUUGUAAGAUUUUCAAUAUGUCAGGUUUGUGUUAAUCUAUGGCCAGAUCCAACCCAAACCACUUGCAGCCGUCAUCUAUGUUUGGAAGCAAACUAGGCGGUGGCAAGUUUCUUUCCAAGUUCAGAUCAGGUGCGUCUGGUUGCCAACCAUAUGAUUUAGCACCAGUACUUUUGUGUGUGGAGUUCGUUCAUUAUGUGAAUUUGAAAUUCGGUACAUAUUAAUAGAGAAAUGGCAGAUUCAGUGGUAUCAAGUUUCUGGGGUCCGGUAACAUCCACUGUUGAGUUGUGUGAGAAAAACUAUACCCAUUCGUCAUAUAUUGCAGAAUUUUACAACACUAUAUCCAAUGCGCCGUGCAUACUUUUGGCACUCGUUGGACUUAUAAAUGCCUUACGACAACGCUUUGAGAAAAGAUUUAGUGUUCUUCAUAUAUCCAACAUGAUUCUUGCCAUCGGGAGCAUGAUAUUUCAUGCCACAUUACAGCAUGUACCUUCCACAGCUACAGGGUGGAACUAUACGAACUAAUAUAUUUAUCCCCAAGCUAUGUUGGCCCGGCUGGAGGGAGCAAGGAAGGUAUUUUGCUGGUGAAGCCUCAACAUGAUGCAGCUGGGGUGAUAUAGUUCUGUUGGCAUUGAUACCUCUAUUCUUAGUUUCAGUAUUUACUUUGUAAAAUUUUUCUGAAGCUCCAGUUGCUGAAAGAAAAGAAGCUACCUAUCCUGCUUUAUACAUGCAUGGUUUCAGGUUAUUUUAUGAGAUCAACAUGCUAUUAAGUCAAAUGAAGUUAUGGGGGAGAUCAGAUUAGUUAUUAUUUCCUUUGAGUACGUGGACGGUAAAUCAUUAUUCGAAGAUGACUUCGUUUAGGCUUGUAGUAGUGGUGGCCAAGGGUAAUAUUGGUAACCAGCUACUUUUAACUAAGUGUUUGCAAGGGCUGAUAUGCAAUUUUCCUGGUGAAAGUAUUCAUUUUCAUAGACUACAACAGAGUGAUGAGACACCAAUGGUAUGGGAGAUGCUGCUUUACCUUUAUGUCCUCUACUCACCGGACUGGCAUUAUAGGAGUACCAUGCCUACUUUCCUGUUCCUCUAUGGUGCUGCCUUUGCCGUGGCCCAUUCACUGGUGCGUUUUCGAAUAGGAUUCAAGGUGCACUACAUCGUACUGUGUCUUCUCUGUGUUCCUCGGAUGUACAAAUACUACAUUCAGACUAAAGAUGUUGCAGCUAAGCGGCUGGCCAAACUCUAUGUGGCAACAAUAUUUUUGGGGACUCUAUGCUGGUUGUUUGACCGCAUCUUCUGUAAGAAACUUUCACAUUGGUACAUGAACCCACAGGGUCAUGCCUGGUGGCAUGUACUUAUGGGAUUCAACUCAUACUUCGCAAACGCAUUCCUCAUGUUUUGCCGUGCUCAGCAACUGGGAUGGAAACCCCAGGUCGUCCACCUUUUUGGUUUCCCCUAUGUGAAGAUUCAGAAACCGAAAAAAAAGGGAGUGACAGCAAGGUAGAAAGAUUUCUCGAGGUGCUUGAUGCUGGUUUCUUUUUUGAUUCUGGAAACAAAUUGUGCGAAUUUUGCAUGCGAGCUAGUAGAGACAUUUUGUAUGUUGGACAUCAGUGAUCCAAGUUUUGAUGUUUUGACUGAUUUCGUUAGUUUUCGACCUAAACUGGCGUUUUCUAUGUAUCAUGCUUAAUUGUUCAAUCUGUGGAGAUGGGCUGGAUCCAUGAUCUUUUGUUUUCUUUUUCGAUGCACAAUAUGUAGUCUCCUGAUUGUAGAUUUAAAAUUAAAUUCAAUUUCUUUUUUUUUUUUC
Phoenix dactylifera (date palm) is the source of this 1940-nucleotide messenger RNA. NCBI's taxonomy places the organism in Eukaryota, Viridiplantae, Streptophyta, Magnoliopsida, Arecales, Arecaceae. The record is from RefSeq and is a predicted model, not a curated record.